AUGCUGGUGCUGUGCCUGCUGGCGCUGGUGUGGCUCAGCGAGGGUUCCCAGCGCAGUGAGCCCAUGUUUGCAGCCGUCACCCAACGCAUCCUCCCACCUGACUACGAGAGCAAUCCCACACAGCUCAACUAUGGCGUGGCCAUCACUGACCUGGAUGCCGACGGUGUCUUCGAGAUUGUGGUAGCAGGGUACAAUGGCCCCAACCUGGUGCUCAAGUAUGACAAGGUGCAGGGGAGGCUGGUGAAUGUGGCAGAGGAUGAGCGGGGCUCUCCGUACUAUGCACUGCGGGACCGGCAGGGCAACGCCAUUGGUGUGACAGCCUGUGACAUCGACGGGGAUGGCCGCGAGGAGAUCUACUUUCUCAACACCAACAAUGCCUUCUCUGGCAUGGCCACCUACACGGACAAACUCUUCAAGCUCCGCAAUGGGCGCUGGGAGGACAUCCUGAGCGACGAGGUGAACCGGGCCGUGGCCAGCCGCUUUGCUGGGCGUUCUGUUGCCUGCGUGGACCGGACGGGCUCCGGCAGGUACUCCAUCUACAUCGCCAACUAUGCCAGUGGCAACGUCGGCCCCCAUGCCCUGAUUGAGAUGGACGUGGCUGCCAGUGACCCUGCCCGUGGUGUCGUGGUGCUGGUGGAUGUGGCCACCCAGGCUGGCGUCAGCAAGUACACAGGGGGCCGUGGGGUGGCCGUGGGCCCCAUCCUGAGCGACAGUGCCUCUGAUAUAUUCUGCGGUAAUGAGAACAGCCCCAAUUUCCUCUUCCACAACUGGGGGGAUGGGACGUACCGGGACGUGGCAGCUGCUGUGGGGCUAGAUGAUCCCUACCAGCAUGGACGCGGUGUGGCGCUGGCUGACUUCAACCGCGACGGCCGCGUGGAUAUCGUCUAUGGCAAUUGGAACGGGCCGCACCGCCUCUACCUGCAGAGUGGAGCCCCUGGACGGGUCCGAUUCCGGGACAUCGCCACUCCCAAGUUCUCCAUGCCAUCCCCCGUCCGCACUGUCAUCGCAGCCGACUUUGACAAUGACCAGGAACUGGAGAUUUUCUUCAACAACAUCGCUUACCGUGGCUCCUCUGCCAACCGCCUCUUCCGGCUCAUCCGCAGGGACCACUCAGACCCCAUCGUGGAAGAGCUGAAUCCAGGGGAUGCAUUGGAGCCCGAGGGACGGGGCACGGGAGGUGCAGUGACGGAUUUUGAUGGUGAUGGGAUGCUAGACCUCAUCCUGUCUCAUGGUGAGUCCAUGGCACAGCCAAUCUCCAUCUUCAGGGGCACCCAGGGCACCAGCAACAAUUGGCUGCGUGUCAUCCCCCGCACCCGCUUUGGGGCCUUUGCACGGGGGGCCAAAGUGGUGCUGUUCACACGGCGCAGUGGGGCCCACCUGCGCAUCAUCGAUGGUGGUUCUGGGUACCUCUGCGAGAUGGAGCCUGUGGCACACUUCGGACUGGGGCGUGAUGAAGCCAGCAGCCUGGAGGUGACCUGGCCGGAUGGCCGUGUGGUGUCACGAGCUGUGGCCAGCAGUGAGACCAAUUCUGUCCUGGAGGUCCCCUACCCCCUGGAUGUGGAGGAGCCACUCAUGCCAGCCCUGCUGGAGUGCGGACAGGGAUUCUCCCAGCAUGAGAACGGACGCUGUGUAGACACAGAUGAAUGCACUGAGUAUCCUUUCAUCUGUCCCCGGGACAACACCACCACUGCUGCUGCUGGAGCUGCCGCUGCUGGAGCUGCCGCUGCUGCACCGGUCCUCGUAGAUGGAGAUCUCGAUCUGGGCCCUGCUAAGGAUCAUUGGUGA
Acanthisitta chloris (rifleman) is the source of this 1785-nucleotide messenger RNA. It is a transcript of the gene CRTAC1, whose product is annotated as cartilage acidic protein 1. Gene Ontology annotation, biological process: axonal fasciculation. The coding region runs from base 1 to 1785 and encodes 594 amino acids. The transcript has 14 exons. NCBI's taxonomy places the organism in Eukaryota, Metazoa, Chordata, Aves, Passeriformes, Acanthisittidae. The record is from RefSeq and is a predicted model, not a curated record.